Anopheles gambiae (African malaria mosquito) is the source of this 4822-nucleotide messenger RNA. It is a transcript of the gene svp, whose product is annotated as steroid receptor seven-up, isoforms B/C. Gene Ontology annotation, molecular function: RNA polymerase II cis-regulatory region sequence-specific DNA binding; nuclear receptor activity; zinc ion binding. Gene Ontology annotation, biological process: cell differentiation; regulation of transcription by RNA polymerase II; anatomical structure development. Bases 1788 to 3335 code for a protein of 515 amino acids. The record is from RefSeq and is a predicted model, not a curated record. Lineage: Eukaryota; Metazoa; Arthropoda; Insecta; Diptera; Culicidae. The transcript is spliced from 5 exons.
GCACGAUGAAAAACGCGGCCCGAUUUUCCCAUCGCUACAGUGUGCGGUGAGGAGAAAACAACAGGGUGACUCUGUCACGUCUAAUUCGAUUUGUGGCCUCUCACUGCUCUCUCGCUCUCGUGCUCUCGCACCCCUACGGCUCAAUCCCCACUCCACGGUGCACUUUUCCCCGUCGGAAUGUAAGCAAACCCGCAUGUAAGCAGAAGGGUGCGCGUACGGGUGAGAGAGAGAGUGAAACAGCGCUACAGAGCAAACACCAUUUUCAUCUCGCUCCCGUCCAACGCUCUACGUGCACGGUGCUGCUACGGGCGUGGUUCCAAGCACACAGCACAGCGCGAUCUCUCUCUCUUACCUGCUCUCUCUCACUCAAAACAUGCACACACUCACAAACACACAGACAGCGCUGUACUGCUCUUUCACCCCUGUGUCGGGCAACGCUGGGUGGCCGCAGUAGACGCAGGGUUUCGGGUUUUCGGAGGGUUGCGAACUUGCUGAACUCAACCCUGAGCACCACCACCACCACCGCUGCGCUCAGCAGUCUUUACCUUCCCCAGGCCGCACACACGAGAGCAGCAGCAGCAGCAGUUCGAUCCGGUUGGCUGCUGCUGCUGCUGCUACUGCAGGGCGAGUGAGCGAACGAGACGGGCGCGAGCGAGCGAGACAGGCGGCUGGUGCGGCCCAAAACAAUGUGGUGGGGUCGAGCACUGGCUGAUCAUCGCGGUCGGGUCGGGUCGCGCCAAGCAUCACAAGUUCGACUCGGGAAGUCCUUCUGGUCAGGCGUGUUGCGCGUUCCCGGCUCUGUGCGCUCUCUCUACCGUAACGUGUGUGCGUAACGUGUCUGUUGUUGCGGGCGCCUCGUGAAACGUGUCCGCUUCCUGAUAGUGCAAAAUCUGCCACGAUAACACACCGGCAGCGUGAAUGUGUAUGCGUGCGUGUGUAUGUGCACUUACCUGCUCCAAAAAGCCGUCGCGUUCCGUGUGUCCUACCCGGUGGCGGUCUUUGAUUUCACGAACGGAUACAAACGUGCGUUUGAGUGAUUGUGUUUAUCUUUUUGAGAAAAUAUUUAAAAAAAAAUCGUGUUUGGGUUAAGAUUUUACAAACCGAAUCAUCAAAAAGUGACCGCCACGAAAACCAACACGAUAAUAAGUGGUCGAGCUUUCCGCACGCGCUACGCGAUCGAUCGUACGCAGCGACGGUUUCGGCAAAAGGAUAACCAUUAACGCGCGCUGUCACGUGUUUCAACAACAACAACAACAAGAAAGGGUUCGCGCUUUUUAGUGCGUAUUUUGUUUGCGUAUUUUUUAUUUAUUUUGCGUCCCUUUUUUCGUUCAUACGUGAACGUGGUUGUUUGGUGCGUGUGAAGCGUGUUUUGGUGUCGCCCGAAAGCUGUGUGUGUUCGAAUUAAUUUGAUUUGAUGAUAAAACAAAACAAGAAAAUUCCUAUGCAAGAAAGAAGACGCGCUAGGUGCUUUUGAGCAAGAAAAAGGCACUUUUCGCUCGCGUGUUUUGACAAUAAGCAGAAACAACAAAGUGAUUGUGUGAUUUGUGCAACCGGUUGAUACCGCGUCUGGUACUAAUGUGGUGCGACGAUCCGGUCCGCUAAAAAAAGAUAUUUCCCGUGCGUCCCACAGAAAGCCCACCCAGAGAACCGCAAACCCCUAAACCCGCCGCCGGUUUCGCGUUGCCCCGGGGUUGCACAGAAAGGCGGACAAAAUUUUCCUCGAUAGCGUCGGCCCCGACUGUGGGGCCAAAACCGGAAGCAAUAUUCUGGCACACAACACCCUCAGCAUGUACGGCGGUGGCGUACUGUGCCCGUCGCCCUCGACGGCGACGGGUUUCUACAACCCGCGCGGCCAGGGCUCGGAGAUCGGUGCGCUCGAGCUGGGGUUCCCGCGGGGGAUGGCGCUGGUGCCGCCGCCACCGCACGGGGCCUGGCGCGAUCCGAGCUCGCUGACCGGUACCCACCUGCCCGUGUCGUCCAGUACGGCGUCGGCCGCCGGCGACGACAUCACCACACUGGGCAGCCAGGGUGGCGGGCCCGGGCCCGGCCAGACGGGUUCGGUGGUCGUGCCCGGCAUGCAGACGUCCUCCUCCUCGUCGAGCGGUGGUGGCGCGCAGGACAAGAAGGACUUUAUUUCGUCCUCGUCCGGCGGCUCCUCGAUCGGCAGUGUCGGCCAGCAUCCGUCCGUGACGGGGCAGGGGAACACGAUCGAGAAGAAGGAGUUCCUGUCGCUGCAGCAAAGCACCACGCCCGGUUCGCAGAGCAUGAACUCGCAGAACGGGCAGGACCUGAAGAACCAGAACAUCGAGUGCGUCGUCUGCGGGGACAAGAGCUCCGGCAAACACUACGGACAGUUUACGUGUGAAGGCUGCAAAUCAUUCUUCAAGCGCUCGGUACGGCGGAAUCUCACCUACUCCUGCCGGGGCAAUCGGAAUUGCCCCAUCGAUCAGCACCACCGAAAUCAGUGUCAGUUCUGUCGACUACGAAAGUGCCUCAAAAUGGGAAUGCGACGUGAAGCCGUCCAGCGAGGUCGAGUUCCACCGUCCCAACCGCCGGGCAUACCGUACGGCCAGUACUCGAUACCAAACGGUGACACCGUGACCGGGUUCAACGGUCACUCGUACCUUAGUUCCUACAUUUCGCUGCUGCUGCGGGCGGAACCGUACCCCACCUCCCGGUACGGCCAGUGCAUGCAGACGAACAACAUCAUGGGCAUCGACAACAUCUGCGAGCUGGCCGCCCGGCUACUGUUCUCCGCGGUCGAGUGGGCCCGCAACAUACCCUUCUUUCCGGAUCUCCAGGUCACCGACCAGGUGGCCCUGCUGCGGCUCGUCUGGUCCGAGCUGUUCGUGCUGAACGCGUCCCAGUGCUCGAUGCCGCUGCACGUCGCCCCGCUGCUGGCGGCGGCCGGCCUGCACGCAUCCCCGAUGGCCGCCGACCGGGUGGUCGCCUUCAUGGACCACAUCCGGAUAUUCCAGGAGCAGGUGGAAAAGCUGAAGGCGCUCCACGUCGACUCGGCCGAGUACUCCUGCCUGAAGGCGAUCGUCCUCUUUACCACAGAUGCUUGUGGGCUGUCGGACGUGGCACACAUCGAGUCGCUGCAGGAGAAGUCCCAGUGCGCGCUGGAGGAGUAUUGCCGGUCCCAGUAUCCCAAUCAACCGACCCGGUUUGGCAAGCUACUGUUACGUCUUCCCUCCCUCCGAACGGUCUCCUCCCAGGUUAUAGAGCAACUGUUCUUCGUCCGACUGGUAGGCAAAACGCCUAUAGAAACGCUCAUCCGUGACAUGCUGCUGUCGGGCAGUAGUUUCUCCUGGCCCUACCUUCCCUCGAUGUGACACACGGCCGUGUGGCGCCAACUGACAACGACAUGAUCUUCACUGAUGAUGGGAGGCGCGUCCACUACCGCGGUAGCGGCGGCCGCCACCCUUCAACAUCAGCAGCAACAGCAACAGCAGCAACAGCAGCAGCAACAGCAACAGCAACAACAGCAGCACCAUCUGGAAGAGCUGCAGCACCAGCAAGCCCACUCACACCAGCAGCAGCAACUACAGCAGCAACACCAUCAGCAGCAACUUACCCACCAUCUGCAGGCUCAGCAGCAGCUACACGAACAGCACGAUCACCAGCUACAGCAGCAGCAGCAGCAGCAACAGCAAGCCCUCGGUCUCGCUAACUCCCAGGCACUAUCCCCUUCGUCCAGCUCGUACUACAGCAGCUGCUGCUCGGAUAUGGCCGCUGCCGCACUGUCCUCGCUGAUGGCCACCACCAGCCAGUUCACCCAGUUCCAGAACACGCUCAACUUUGUCAGCGGCGGUACGAUCGGGGCCACUGUAGCCGCCAGCAACACCACCAGCAGCAGCAACAGCAGCAGCAGUAGCAAUAGUAGUAGCGGCAGCCACGCCAGCACUAGUAGCUCGCGCAGUGUUGCAAGCGCCGGUGACACACUCGCCGCACCCGGAUCUAGCGGUGAAGGUGCGGGAGCACCGGACAGUGAGAGUGCGACGAUCGACGGCAACCAGGAUGGGGGCGGCCACGUGAACGGCAGCUUCGACAGCACGCUGGCAGCACUGGCUGCCGUCGAUCAUGCUGUGCCGGUCGGCGAUACGCGCAAAAUGAUCCUCGGGCUGGGAGUCAACCACCAUCUGCCCGCCAGUCUGCAGCUGAUCGAGGAUAUGGAUCACCGGGCCGGAGAUUCGGACAGUAGCAGUGGGCAGCAGCAGCUGCGGCACCAGGACGACACGAACGUGUCCGUCGUAGACGAUGAGGCGUAAGCGUAAGCAACGAUGUGAACUCAGACACUCUCCCUCGGCGUCACGGUACUCGGUAUUCUCCAAGAGAAUGUUAGCCAAGGUAAACGCACGCAAGGUGUCGUUCGGUUAAAAAUCUAUUAUUUAUCGCGAGCAGUCUUCAUUUCGACCUAUUUGUUCGUUUUUUUUUUAAAGAAAUCUUGAGCUCGCUCGCUUGUACACGCUAAAUUAUGUUUCGCCCAAACUUUAAAAAAAAAAACACACCCUUGUGCAAUGUUGUAGUGCCCGCCGGUGGCCACACGCUCACCACUCGGAAGCAGAGUGACAGGGCGCAGUUCAGGAUCGUAGGCUCGCGUCAGUUGUUCGGUUAAGGUUUUUUUGGAAAGCAAACAAACUUAUCGAAUUAUCUAUAGUCUAUAUACAUGUAUCGUACUGUGUGUGUGUGUGAGUGUAAUUAAGAAAGAAGGGACAGAGAUAAAGGUGCGUGCUGAUUUAAACAACAAAAAAAACAAACUGAUAUUGCAAUAUAGAAUUAAGCGUGAAUAAACUGUGGCAUUUCUGCAAACACCGCAAAA